Messenger RNA from Orcinus orca (killer whale), 1905 nucleotides. It is a transcript of the gene IL17RB, whose product is annotated as interleukin 17 receptor B. The record is from RefSeq and is a predicted model, not a curated record. NCBI's taxonomy places the organism in Eukaryota, Metazoa, Chordata, Mammalia, Artiodactyla, Delphinidae. Gene Ontology annotation, molecular function: interleukin-17 receptor activity.
CGGAGCCCGGAGGUGUGGCCCCGGCCGCCGGGAUAAGAGCUUGGCCGAAGGCUGGCAGGGACUACGAGCGGUGGGGGCGGUGGCCCCGCGAUGUCGCUAGUACUGCUGAGCCUGGCCGAGCUGUGCUGCGGUGCCAUGCCUCCGGAGCCGGUAAGCCCACAUCCGCGCCCCCUCCCGCUUUCCCCUCCCUCGAGCCCGGACCCAAAUUCGUCCCACCCGUCAGCUCAUGCUUCUCCAAGGCGUUCGCGGAGGGCCGUCUGUAGGGGACGCGUGUGCAUGCUCUGGGGCACCGGGGCUUCCCACUUUGCCUUGCAGUGGACGUUUUCCUACAUUGGCUUUCCUGUAGAGCUGAACAGAGUCUAUUUCAUUGGGGCCCAUAACAUCCCCAAUGCAAAUAUGAAUGAAGACGGCCCCUCCCUGGCUGUGAACUUCACCUCACCAGGCUGCCUGGACCACAUAAUGAAAUACAAAAAAAAGUGCAUCGAGGCAGGAAGUCUGUGGGAUCCAAACAUCACUGCUUGUAAGAAGAAUGAGACCACGGUAGAAGUGAACUUUACAACCAGUCCCCUUGGAAACAGAUAUAUGGCUCUCAUACAAAAUACCACUGUAAUUGGGACUUCUUAUGUGUUGGAGGUACUUUUUUCCCCUUCAUUUCCUCAACACCACCCCCGUCCUCAACCUCCAGCUCUCCUUCUCUUGUUGAAGAACGCAGAUUUCCUGGACAGGCUCUCUUUUGAGAGAGCACGGGCAGAACUGUCUGCUGUACAAAUAUGCAGAAGUGUGCUGGGUGGAUGGCUGCCUCUCCUCCUCUCGGCUCUGCUGGUGGCCACGUGGGUGCUGGCGGUUGGGAUCUAUCUGACCUGGAGGCAUGAAAGGAUCAAGAAGACUUCCUUCUCUACUACCACACUACUGCCCCCCAUUAAGGUUCUUGUGGUUUACCCAUCUGAAAUAUGUUUCCAUCACACAGUUUGCUACUUCACUGAAUUUAUUUAAAACCACUGCAGAAGUGAAGUCAUCCUUGAAAAAUGGCAGAAAAAGAAAAUAGCCGAGACGGGUCCCGUGCAGUGGCUUACCACUCAGAAGAGCGCCACGGAUAAGGUCAUUUUCCUUCUUUCCAAUGAUAACACCAUGUGUGAUGGUACCUGUGGCAAGAGGGGGGGCAGCCCCUGUCAGAACUCCCAAGACCUGUUCCCCAUCGCCUUGAACCUCUUCCGCAGCGAUCUGAGAAGCCAGACUCAUCUGCACAAAUACGUGGUAGUCUAUUGCAGAGUGGAUACCAAAGACAACGACACUGGGCUCAGUGUCUGCCCCACAUACCGCCUCAUGAAGGAUGCUACAGCUUUCUGAGAGCUUCUCCAUGCCAAACAACGUGUGUCGACGGGGAGAACGGUGCACGCCUGCCACUACAGCUGCUCCUCCCCAUAGCCCAGCCACGAAGCAGGAGACCUUAAAGCCUUCCUACUGCUCCAAUUACAGGAGGAAAGCAUCUGUGAUGAUUCUGAAGUUUACCGUACAGGCUACUUGUAGGGAGGAUUACAGCUGAACCUUGAACAACCCAGGGGGUAGGGGUGCUGACCCCUGUGCAGUCGAAAAUUCAUGUAUAACUUUACAGUCCACUAUCUGUCUCUGUGGUUCUGCAUCCGUGGAUUCAACCAACUGCAGGCCGGUAGUAUGUAUUUAUUGAAAAAAUCUACAUAUAAGUGAAUCUGCCCAGUUCAAACUUGUGUUGUUCAAGGGUCAACCAUAUGUAUACCUGCGUUAGCAAAAGUAAGGGAGGAUUCACAACUGAAUACAUACACCUUAGUCUAGUAAUUAAAAGUUUUUAUGCUUAUAAAAUUGUUACAAAUUUAUUAACUACUGUGGCAUUAAAGAACAGAAACUGAAUUUAUAACUAUAAAGCUAAGU